This is a messenger RNA of Episyrphus balteatus (marmalade hoverfly), 3193 nucleotides long. RefSeq names its product broad-complex core protein isoforms 1/2/3/4/5. Gene Ontology annotation, molecular function: protein binding. The transcript has 3 exons. The coding region runs from base 490 to 2607 and encodes 705 amino acids. NCBI's taxonomy places the organism in Eukaryota, Metazoa, Arthropoda, Insecta, Diptera, Syrphidae. The record is from RefSeq and is a predicted model, not a curated record. Gene Ontology annotation, biological process: regulation of transcription by RNA polymerase II. Gene Ontology annotation, cellular component: nucleus.
UUUUAUACCAAUCGUUAUUGACGACCAAAUAACCAGUCGACCUGUGACACUUAACAAACAUGGAAGAUUUCUGAACUAUUUUUACACAACUUUUAAACAAAUGAUUUAUCAUUAAUGUUUAAUCCGUUGCUAUAUCAGCACCAACGUCGUCGGCGCGGCUAAAAUCAAAACAGAAUUAUUCAAAUAUACAAAUAAAAUCUUAAAGAAAUUUCCCCCCGAAAAUCUUCGCCGCAAGAACUAAAUAGAACAAAAAAAUCACCACACAGUUCGCACUGUUUGAUGCCUUUUUUCUUUUUCCAUCAUCCAUCACAGUGCAAAUGUCAGAAUUUUUGUAGUAGUAAAGUGAAAAAGUAAACAAAAAAAGGAAAAAUAUAUAAAAAUAUAAUUCAAAGAGAAAGGCAAAAAGAAAAUAACACACAAAAGGUGUGAUAUUUUUAUUAAGAAAAUUAAAUUAAAUUUUUGUGCUGACAAAAAUAAUUCCAAAUCGACAUGGAUGAUGAAUUUGCUCUUUGCUGGAAUAACUUUCAAGAUAACAUUGCAAGUGGAUUCCAGAAUCUUUACGAUCGUGGUGAUUUAGUCGAUGUGACAUUGGCCUGCGAUGGCAGAUUGCUGCAUGCUCAUAAAAUUGUCUUGGCCAUUUGUAGUCCGUAUUUUCAGGAAAUCUUUAUUUCGAAUCCAUGCAAGCAUCCAAUAAUAAUUCUCAAAGAUGUGACACACGGAGUGAUGUGUGAAUUAUUGCAAUUUAUGUACCAAGGAGUGGUAAAUGUUAAACACACCGAAUUGCAAGCUUUUAUGAAAAUUGCACAGUUACUUCAAAUAAAAGGCCUAGCCAGUAGUGUUGCAGCUGCCCCCAAAUCUCCUAGUCAACAACAACUUCAAACCACUUCCAGUGCAACUGUUGCCCAAAAUACCUCAACUUCAUCGACAACAAGUGGUAGUGGUGGCGGCGCAACAAAUCAAAGUCACAAACAUAAUACAUCUGGACUAAAUACUUCUGAAAAUAAUAAUCUAAAUGAUGUAAAAAAUAAUAUCCCUGCGCCUUCUUCGUCCUCAUCAACAUCAUCGCCAUCACCGAUGCCCUUUUCGCAUAUCAAAAGCCCGCCAGAAAAUUUAAAUCCCUUCCAAACGGGACCUGGACUCAAACGCCUUCCUGAAUAUAGUACAGAAUCACUAUCGAUUUACUCGAGAAAACAAUAUCGACGAAACACUGAUAGCAGCGAUCAUGAUAUGUGCCCUGACUCAAUGGAUCAUGUCAAUCCGGAAGACAAUUUUCUGCCAACAAUACCACAUAUAUCGAUGGCAGAACGUUUCGAUCCAAAUAGUGUUAAACGAGAGAACAACGAUCAUACGGCGAGUCCUUUGGGAUUAAGGAAUUCUUUGCCUCCACAUUUUGGAUUUGAUUAUAAUAUUUACAAGAAUAAUCCCGAUUAUCCCAGUGACUUGCAUCUACCCAAUGAUUACUCGAAAGGCUUUGGUAACCACAUGGACAUUCCUCCAAGCGGCGGCAAUGUUACAAUGCUAUCGUCUACCUCAUUGCUGCAUGCGAACUGUGUCUUUAAUCGCAACAACACUGUGGCCACUCAGCAAGGAAUGAAAACUUACUGGCUUUGUAAGUCCUAUCGCAUUAGCAUGUGCCGGGCCAGAUGCAUCACCCACCAGGGACGUGUGAUAUCCGCCACUGGCGUUCACAAUCAUCCGCCACAUAUGCGCAACGUAGCUGGUGGCCUGGAAAUGAUGCCACCACAACAAAACAAUUCAAGUCUAAUGGUUCCAAAUAGUUCUGCAAAUCUAAUGCAGAUCCCAACAUCGAAUGCAAAUCUAAAUAACGCUCUGUCCAAUAUCCGCCUGCCCCAAAGCGCCACUAAUCUCUCCCAACAUAAUUUGUCAGUCAUGAAUCACCAACAACAGCAGCAACAACAACAACAGCAACAACAACCGCCACAGCCAACACAGCCACAUCAUCAUCAUCUGUCGUCGCAGGGAAUCCCUUCAAAUCCGCCACACCACCAAAUGCAUCAAAAUGCACCUAGUCACCAUCACCAUCAAACGCAACAUGUAUCACCGCACAGUCAGAGUUCGGUUAUACAAAACAUGAUGCAUAAUGUGAAUCUCAUGCAUUUGUCCAAUAUGGCUCCAAUGUUGAAUACGCUGCCAACGCAGCAUUCGCCUCAAAUGAAUUCAAUGCAACAGCAGCAAACGCACCAUCAUCAAUCUUCUCAUCACCAAAUACCACAGCCACCUUCGAGUCUGGAAAUCACACCGAUUCUAACUGACAGUCCCUGCGUGAAUAGCCCUUCGAAUCGCAGCAGCAAUCCGUCCCAAAUAGAGAACAUAGAUUCACCCAUGCACUCUUCGGCUGGUCCCAGUGGGGGUGGGUCCGGUGGUGGUGGUGUGGCCUUAGAAUCGCCUUCCCAGGCAAGUGACGGCAACGGCUCGUCGCAUGUUCCCGAUGCAACAGCUUCGCUUGUUCCUAAUUCGGCAGUCUCACCGGAUGACAUUAGCAACAAUUGCCAGGACUCUCACAACUCUUCUCAGCACUCGCACAUAAUAAGUUCCAUAACAAUAUCGCCAGGCAGUGCGCAUAAUUUCAAAAUUGAAAACAUGUAACCAGAGUUCAAUGAUGAUGUCUCUGAUUUGUCGUUUGAUAUUCAACAAUUUGGCUCAGCCAAUGGUUUGAAACUCAUUUGAUACCAACUACAUAGUGCAAUAUUAUCUAAAUUGAUUUAAAAUUUUAUUUUUUUGUAAAAAACUACAAGAAGCCAAAAUUCUCAAAGACACAUUUUUUAUCUUCAUGCUUUUCCCUAUGUUAUCCAAUGGUAUCAUCUAUGAAUCAUAUGGUUUCAUGCAUUUGUACAAAAAUGGUUUUGUCUGUUUGGCCAAUUGGAUUCAUUGGUUUUAUAGCAGAUAAUAAUCUAAAGGCAGUGCGAUAAAGCUAGAGCUUAACAAAUUGGCUAAAUUACGAUAUUUUAUCAAAAAAAAGUUCUUAUACAAGCAAGCUAGUUUCUGUUCAUACAUAAUAUCGCCUGCACUCGAUGAAUUAUUUAUUACCUUGCUAUGACAUCCGAUUAGCUUAACGCUGAGUUUUGUGAUUAAAUGAAAUCGCAAACGUUAAUCCUGUUUAUUAGACUUUUCAUACUUUUUUUUUAUUUUUUUGAGAAAAUAGAUAAAAAUUUAUAUCUACAAUUGGCUUUGA